GAAUUUAUAGAAUUUUUUAAAAUUAGAAAUAUAUAUAUAUAUAUAUAUAUUUGCCCUUUUUAUGCUCCAUUGGGUGGCACAACAAGACCCUUGUGCCCCUUUCCAGUGGUCAGUUGACCCCUUGAUCUUUUGGCCCAUUUGAUCAGGAGGGAAACUAGAUAGUGUUGAGCCAUGGUGAUGUUCAAGAAGCUGAAGGUGUUCCAGGUGUCCUUCUCGGAGCCAGAGGAGAAGGUCUAUGGGAGCGGAGAGAAGGUCUGUGGCCGGGUGGAGGUCCAGGUGUCGGAGGUCACGCGGGUCACGGCCUUGCGCCUCCUGGCCUGUGGGGUGGCCAAGGUCUGCUGGACCGCCGGCCCACAGCAGCGCAAGCAGUGCAUGGAAUACCUGCGCUACGAAGAGGAGCUUCACCUGGAAGACCAGCCUCAAGAUGCGGAUGGUUCUGUGAUUCUGAGGCCCGGAAAUGUCUACGAAUACAAGUUCUCCUUCCAGCUGCCCCAAGGGCCCCUCGGGACCACCUUCAAGGGCAAGUACGGCUCCGUGGACUACUGGGUCAAGGCCUUCCUGGACCGGCCUUCUUUCCCUACUGAGAAGGUCAAGAAGGAGUUCAAGGUCAUGGACGAGAUUGACGUCAACACGCCUGACCUCAUGUGCCCCAUCUCUGCCAAGAAGGAGAAGAAGGUGUCCUGCAUGUUCAUCCCCGACGGCCACGUCUCGGUCAGCGCCAGAAUUGACCGCAAAGGCUUCUGUGAUGGCGACGAGAUCUGCAUCAACGCCGACUUUGAGAACACGUGUUCGCGCAUCGUGGUGCCCAAGGCGGCCAUCCUGGCCAAGCACACCUACCUGGCCGGCGGUCAGACCAAGGUCUUCUGCCAGAAGCUCUCCUGCGUGCGCGGGAACCACAUUGUCUCCGGGAUGAGCGAGUCCUGGCGCGGGAAGAGCAUCCGCGUCAAGAAGAUCAAGCCCUCCAUCCUCGGAUGCCACAUCCUCCGCGUGGAGUACUUCCUCCAGAUCUACGCCAGCGUGCCUGGGUCCAAGAAGGUGCUUCUGGAGCUUCCGCUGGUCAUUGGGAGCAAGUCGUCCGGGAUCGGGAGCCGCAGCUCCAGCAUGGCCAGCAGCCAGGCCAGCUCCGAGAUGAGCUGGGUCGACCUCAACCUCCCCGACGCGCCCGAAGCCCCUCCGUGCUACCUGGACAUUGUUCCCGAGGACCACCGGCUGGAGAGCCCCACGGCCCCGCUGCUGGACGACCUGGACGGCUCCUCCUUCGACAGCCCGCUCUUCAUGUACGCCCCACAGUUCCAGUUCAUGCCCCCGCCCACGUACACAGAGGUGGAUCCCUGUACCAUCAACAACAACAACAACAUCAAGGUCCAAUGAGAUUCAGAAAGAAGCCACAAUGCGUUAUCUUUGUUUUUCUUCCUUUCUGAUGGACUUUUAUUCCAAAGAGUUGCAUCUGUUCGUUGCAACAAAGAAGAAGAAGAAGAGACUCCAAUUAGGCCUUUCCUCCUGCAUUUUAGGAUCCUUUUUGGGAGCUUCCUUUCUUCUCCCUAGAAAAGGCGCUUGGGAGCCAGAAGUGUGGGUUGGCGAUGAUGCAAAGGACAGCAGCGGAAAAAGGAGAAAGAAACAACUACUGAAAAAUCUCAAAUGGAAUGGUUGCAAUUUGAGAUCGGAGAUGGAAAAUGGAUGUUUUUGGUGUGAAACUGUGGCUUUUUGUACGUUGUUUAUGGCUCCUGUGAAUAGAGGUGACUCUUAGGCCUUUUAAGGCCUAAAAGUCUUGAGUUAAGGUGGAUUUAAGGUGGAAUUUUGCAAGAAAGAGUUGCAUUGAGAUCAGUUACUGUUAUUUAACACUGAAUAGAGACAAUUCUUGGGCAUUUUAAGGCCUUAAAGUCUUGAUUUAAGGUGGAUUUUUGCAAGAAAGUGUUGCAUUGAGAUCAGUUAUUGUUAUCAAUACCUAAUAGUAACAAUUCUUAGGCUUUUUAAAGCCUCAAAGUCUCAAUUUAAGGUGGAUUUCUGCAAGAAAGUGUUGCAUUGAGAUCUGUUAUUGUUAUCAAUACCUAAUAGUAACAAUUCUUAGGCUUUUUAAAGCCUCAAAGUCUCAAUUUAAGGUGGAUUUCUGCAAGAAAGUGUUGCAUUGAGAUCUGUUAUUGUUAUCAAUACCUAAUAGUAACAAUUCUUAGGCUUUUUAAAGCCUCAACGUCUCAAUUUAAGGUGGAUUUCUGCAAGAAAGUGUUGCAUUGAGAUCUGUUAUUGUUAUCAAUACCUAAUAGUAACAAUUCUUUGGCUUUUUAAAGCCUCAAAGUCUCAAUUUAAGGUGGAUUUCUGCAAGAACGUGUUGCAUUGAGAUCAGUUAUUGUUAUUAAUACCUAAUAGCAACUAUUCUUAGGCUUUUUAAAGCCUCAAAGUCUCGAUUUAAGGUGGAUUUCUGCAAGAAAGUGUUGCAUUGAGAUCAGUUAUUGUUAUCAAUACCUAAUAGUAACAAUUCUUAGGCUUUUUAAAAGCCUCAAAGUCUCAAUUUAAGGUGGAUUUCUGCAAGAAAGAGUUGCAUUGAAGUCACUGUUCGUUAUUAUUAUUGUUAGAACAGCAAUAAACACUCCUCCGUUCGAGGCAAUAAGCAAAUUAAUCUAGAUUUUUUUUUGCUUUUCUUUUGCCAUUUAAAAGCAAACAAGCAUUGUUAUUUACUUGAUUUUUAAUACUUGUUGUUUAUGGUUUUUUUUGCUUUUUUGGUGUGUGGAUAAACCAGGAAAAGAUUGGGAAUAUUUAGAGAUAUGUUCCCAUUAAAUAUAUGUAUAUGUAUGUAUCUCAGGCAUUUUUCACGGCAUCUUUGAAAUACCUUUAAGACCAAAUAUAUAUUGUUUGCAAACACAAAAACCGGUGCCAAAAUGACUUUGCCUUUUUUCUAUCCAAAGCCUUAAAAAGCCUCUCGAUUUUUCUAUCUAGUAACUUGGUUUAUCCCCAACUGAGAUAAAAAAUGCACUUUUUAUUAUUGUAUUCUUUCUGAUAGCACUGCAUUAUUAUUAUUGUUGUUUUGUUGUUAUUAUUCAAAGUGUUAAUGAAGCCCAGGUUUCAAUGUAAUGCAAGAGAGACACUGAUCUUCUGUUUGUUUUCUACUCUUUUGUGAUGUUUUCAUUUUUUUUUGUAUUGGUUUGAAAAAAGUUAAUUAUAUUUUGUACUGUUUUAAAACAAGCCUCCUUUAUUGGGGUGACAUUUCUUAAUAAUAAAAGUUUCCAAAACUUUUAAAAAAAAA
This is a messenger RNA of Anolis carolinensis (green anole), 3238 nucleotides long. It is a transcript of the gene txnip, whose product is annotated as thioredoxin interacting protein. The transcript is spliced from 8 exons. Gene Ontology annotation, molecular function: ubiquitin protein ligase binding. Bases 172 to 1371 code for a protein of 399 amino acids. NCBI's taxonomy places the organism in Eukaryota, Metazoa, Chordata, Lepidosauria, Squamata, Anolidae. The record is from RefSeq and is a predicted model, not a curated record. Gene Ontology annotation, biological process: protein transport. Gene Ontology annotation, cellular component: cytoplasm.